Glycine soja is the source of this 699-nucleotide messenger RNA. RefSeq names its product NDR1/HIN1-like protein 6. The coding region runs from base 1 to 699 and encodes 232 amino acids. The record is from RefSeq and is a predicted model, not a curated record. Gene Ontology annotation, cellular component: plasma membrane. Lineage: Eukaryota; Viridiplantae; Streptophyta; Magnoliopsida; Fabales; Fabaceae. The transcript has a single exon.
AUGACAUCUGAAGCAUAUGUGCCUAAAAGAUAUGAGUCUCUAGAGAACCCUUUUGCUCAUAAACCGCCGCGUAAGCGUUCUCGUCGUGGUUCUGGUUUUUGCGGGUGCCUGAGGUGUUGUUGCUGCUGCUUUAGUUUCUGCCGUUGCUGCAUUUGCACCAUUUUUAUCAUAAUUAUACUCUUGGUGGGAAUUGGUUUGGCUUUAUUUUACUUUAUUAAGCCUAAGGUUCCUUCCUAUGACAUUGAACACAUUAAUGUCAAGUCAUUUGAUAUCAGAAAGGAAAGUAAGGUAUACACUGAUGUUGUCAUUGUCGUGAAAGCGGAUAAUCCUAAUGAAGAAAUCGGAUUGGACUAUUUGGAGAAUGAAGUUGGGAUAAUGUACGUAGGAUCUCAACUUAGCUCGGGGCAGAUCCCUCCUUUCUUGCAGCCAGGGAAAAACACAACAACGGUCAACGUGGAAUUGAAGGGGGAAAAUGAAUUUAGUGUUGAAAUGCAAAAUCACUUUAUGGAAGACCAGGAAAAAGGGAAUAUUCCUUUGUUGAUAACAGUGAAGCUUCCCAUAAGGAUCGUGAUUAAUGAUUUGAUUCAUCUCAGAAAAGUUGUGGUUAAUUUAAAUUGUUCCGUGGUUAUUGACAAGUUGGAAGUCAACAAAAGUCCUAAGAUUUUGGACAAAGUUUUCAGCUAUGGCAUAGAGUUCUGA